AUGCUAUCUCCCGCAAAUGGUGAAUCCCGUUGGAGGUUCAAUGGUAACGGCCAGCUUGUAGAUUCGGCGACAGCGAGUUGGGAUCUCGCGGAGGAGAUCGGCAAGAUGCAUAUUGGUGCAAACGGUGAUGGCGAUGCGCAGAUCCACACACCUCCGCCAUCGAAGACCAACAUAGCCCAUUUUCAUGAGACAUCCCCGCUUGAGACCUCAUCUGAAGCCAGCCUUGAAUCCGGCUCAUCCAAUGCUCUUGAUCAUCCCAUCAAUCUCGCCAGUCAUUCGCGCGAAUCCUCAGCCGAUACGAGCAUAUCGGCGGCCUCCUCGGCGAGUCAGACAUUGCGAGGCUCUCCCGUUACGCCUUUGAGAAUCGGAGCCGUUGGAGAGGCGAGGAACAGACCGCACUCGUACAGUGGAGGCAUAUCCGCUGCGGACCUCACUCGUCUUCAGCAAGCAGAUGGUAGUCCUCCGAACAAGGGAGAUUCGUGGUCUUCACCCAACGGAACUCCGGAAAGGCAGCCGGUGGCGGAUCAGCCGACGUACCCCUCGUUGACUUUGCAAACAAGUGCUGCCCGCCCGCAAGAGCAUCAACAGGUGAUUCAAGGUUUUCCUGUUCCCCGUGGCGACGAAUUCUCCGCAGAAUAUCAGUUGGCACAGCGUCAGUUCGGUGCUAUGCAUCAAGUACCUGGAAUGAACUCAGCAGCAGCUGGAACAGCGUAUGCUCAGGGAAGGCCUGGUGGUGUUCCUAGCAACGCGGCUACGAAUAUUCCUUACCGUCAGGCCCCCAGAGGGUUCACUCCUCAGCUGCCUACCGUUUUGCAAAGCCCGACCAACUUUGGAUAUCCAGCUCCACCGCCGCCGCCGAUGUCUCUUAACAACGCCCAGCAACAGCUAUAUGAGAUUAUGUUACCUACCCCGCCUCUGGAUAAUCCCGCGAUGGCUCGUUUGCAGCAACAGCACAACGUUUUCCGCGGCGCUCACCAACACUCUCCGUCUGAUCCUGCGUCUGUCCGUGAUCCCGCAGCCCUUGCCCUGAUUAACAACAACAUGCAGGCAUUCGCUGCCAGCCAGAUGUACCCGCCGGCACUUGCGCCGCCGGCAGCAGCACUUUCUAUGUUCGCAAGCCAGUUUUAUGGUGCCCCACAGGACGCGUACCCCUCCCCUGAACUCGCAGCCGUGCAGAUGAUGGUUCGCUUGCAGUCGCAGUAUACCGGCCCGUACAGCUUGCCAAUCGCAGGACAGAAUGUCGGUGUUGCGAAUCCGGCCAAUGCAUCUACCCUCAGUGGGAACACGGGCACAAACACAGGGCCGAGUGCAAACAACCGCAAGCUGGGUCUGUACAAGACUGAACUAUGUCGGAGCUGGGAGGAGAAAGGCAGUUGUCGGUACGGUGCUAAGUGCCAAUUCGCACACGGCGAAGAGGAGCUGCGGAAGGUCACACGGCACCCGAAGUACAAAACGGAGAUAUGCAGGACGUUCUGGGUGUCUGGCUCUUGCCCGUACGGCAAAAGAUGUUGCUUCAUCCACACAGAGCUUCCUGCUUCUGGUGCGCCUCCAGGUGCAGACGGAGCUCCGCCGCCGCAAAACCCUAGCGGACGCGACCGCUCUCCCAGCACGAACAGCGAUCCCAACGAAGUUCCCACCUCGCUUCUUGCGCGAAUCACUGCAAAACGUACGCAGGAAGGAUCAAUCAAUUCAAACACGGGUAGUGUGAGUACGACGCCGCCGUCAGGUGGCUUCCAGCUCGGCGGGCGCCCUGGUUCUCUUCACGUGGACACUUCGGUUGUGAAUCCCGCCGCGAGUUCUAAACAGAACAAAUCCGCCUAUCCCACUUUCGCACACAAUGGGAUGUUGAUGCCUGCUAGCGAAGAAGUCACCGCUAGGUCGCCCGGUCCCGUAACUGCUGGCCCAGACUUUGGCAGGCACUCCAGUUCUAGAUUAGAUAUUGUUGGAACACAGGUAGGUCGAAUUGGCAAAAAUACUGGUACAAACUCUAACGUUCGCCAUUCCUUCAACGGGAGUGAUCUUCAACUCGACUUCUCCACCACUCCCACCGUGGCGAACAUGUCCUCUCAGUUGGGAAAUUCUGAUGCUAACAAGGGUGCAUCGCGCAUCAAUGGCCAUGCUCGUUCCGGCAGCACUGGCAACUGGGGCAAUACCGCUCGCGGCAGUCACCUCACGGCGUACCCACUCUCUUCCAUCCCGGGUGGCGAGCUAAAGGCGAGUUCCCCCUGGGCCGAGUUUUCCGUUGGCUCGCGCCUAGCGGAGAAAAACUGGGUCUAG
Laetiporus sulphureus 93-53 is the source of this 2277-nucleotide messenger RNA. RefSeq lists its product as uncharacterized. The transcript has 4 exons. Bases 1 to 2277 code for a protein of 758 amino acids. The record is from RefSeq and is a predicted model, not a curated record. Gene Ontology annotation, molecular function: metal ion binding; mRNA binding. NCBI's taxonomy places the organism in Eukaryota, Fungi, Basidiomycota, Agaricomycetes, Polyporales, Laetiporaceae.